AUUCUCACCACAUUCAUCCAUUCACUGCGAUUCGCAUCCCUUGCGCAGCUCAGUUUGCGACUGGGAUCAGUACGAAGCGAAUUGAUCCGCACAACUUCUCUCGACUCGAUCACCCCAGAUCAGGUCCCAAAACAAACAUGGAGGCAAGGUUGUUCCGUCGGAUUGGCACCGUCUAUUUCGUGGUUUGCUUCUCGGUGCUGUCAUUUGCCUCCAUUGGCUACUUCCGAAAAGUGACCGCUCGCUACGAGGAAAGCUGCGCCCAAUCCUGUGAACAUGAUAUGGUAGAUUUAGUGCUCCUUUCGAUGUGCACGAUCAUCUGUGUUCUGUCGACGUUCUUCGUUGUUUUCGUGCAGGUCGGAAUCCGUGACAAAGCACCAGGCUACAUCACAUUCAACAAGAUAUUUAUGCUGGUACGCAACUGCGUGCUAGCUGUGCGAUGGAUUUACGAAAUCAUCGAGGUGACCAUCUAUCACAUCCACGGCGAUGGCCAAGGGAAUACAGGCAGCGAAGUCAUUACGAAUUCGGUGCUUCUUGUUGUUUUGCUAACGGUCAUCACACCAAUGGAGCUUUACAUACUCAGCGGUAUCGAGCGUGACACUAAACAAAGACUUCGUGAAAUGGAGUCUAGGAAGAAGAGCUGUGCGAAUGGCGAGGCCAGUGUUUGUGUGGAAAUGACACCCCUGGAUAGCAAAAGUUAGAAUCGUAUGGACGAUCGCUACUUAACGUUGCUCUCUUGAAGAUGGCUCUUCAGAAGAUCUUUAUACAGUUCUAGUCUAGUCGAGGAGGAUUAUGGCGAGUGACUAUGAAGUGAAAAAGUAUUACAAACCAAAAAAUAAGACACUCGCUGUCGAAUGAGCCAACAAAGAUAUCCUACCUAAUAGUAAGUAAGAAUAAGUGAUGAUAUUUUGACAAUGCACACUACCAAAACGAUCAUGUUAAGAAUCGUUUAAUUUAUAAGCUAGCUUUUUCCAUGAUAUGAUAUGAAUAAGGGCGUUUACCACUCGGCCCGAUCGGGCUUUAGCAAUAAAUGAUUUUCUUUUAUA
Messenger RNA from Aedes aegypti (yellow fever mosquito), 1043 nucleotides. RefSeq lists its product as uncharacterized. NCBI's taxonomy places the organism in Eukaryota, Metazoa, Arthropoda, Insecta, Diptera, Culicidae. The transcript has 4 exons. The coding region runs from base 138 to 698 and encodes 186 amino acids. The record is from RefSeq and is a predicted model, not a curated record.